GUCUGUGCGCCUUCAGCACCACUUCGCUGUCCACCGUCCCGAAGAGAGCACGCUGACGCAACCAACGACGCACCACGCUGAGCAACAAGUUUGCAACUAUGCCGAGGUCUUUUCUUGUGGAUUCCUUGAUUUUAAGGGAGACGAACGACAAGGGAAAUGAGAGUAGCACACCCUUGUUCCCGUACGCUGUGCAUUCGCCGCACCACCCGCACGGGCUGCCGGGCUCAUGCCACUCCAGGAAAGCCGGGUUACUGUGCUUCUGUCCGCUGUGCAUGGCAGCUUCCCAGCUCCACCCGUCACCGCCGACACUGCCACUUCUCAAAGCAACUUUUCCUCCCUUCACUUCACAGUACUGCCACUCCACUCUCUCAAGGCAACACUCUUCAUCCAACAGCGUCAACCUCAGUCACGGACCUGGGAUAUACCAAGCUGCGUACUCAGUUUCAGACCCGCGGCAGUUCCACUGCAUCUCCAUCGACAACAGCAACGGUAAACUUCAGAGCAGCAAGCGCAUGCGCACCGCCUUCACCAGCACACAACUUUUGGAGCUGGAGCGAGAGUUCACCUCCAACAUGUACCUCUCUAGACUGAGGCGCAUCGAGAUAGCCACGUACCUGAACUUGUCUGAGAAGCAGGUGAAAAUCUGGUUCCAGAACCGCAGAGUGAAACACAAAAAAGAGGGAAAGAGCAGCGGCCAAAGGACUGGAUCCCAUAACUGCAAAUGCUCGUCUCUGUCAGCCACGAGAUGCUCGGAAGAAGAGGACGAUGAUAUUCCCAUAUCUCCCUCCUCGUCCGAAAAGGAGGAUGUGGACCUGUCCGUUUCCCCAUGAACUCCCCUCUGAACUGUUCUCUGAAACAUUGUGCUUGCAAUACAGCCAAGAAAGAAAGAAAGACUGUUUCACUCAUUUUCAGUCGAUUGUACAUAUACAGAUAAUAUUUAACCAGGGUUCUGCCCUCCCUGAAUAAUUGUAUAGAUGUAUACAUGUUGUACGUUUUGUAUGUAGUUUUUUUCUGAAAACAGUCAAUUGUUGUUGCCAAUCAAAUGCAUAUGGUAGGCAUAUUUGUAAAGACAAAACCAAAAAACAAUAGCAACAUUGUUUAUUAGUAUUUUGGGGAAGACAGCAUUUUGUACCACAUUUAGUGAGUACUGGUUAGAUACAUGCUUUGUGGUUGGAGUUGCCUUAAAAUACGGCAAAAUGAGAGAAAAUUCCACCACUGUCACGUGACUGAGACCGCUCUGAAAUUAUAUCUUGGGUGUAAUUGAAAAGUAUUUAUUUAUUUAAAAAUGUUGAUACUUAAA
Messenger RNA from Melanotaenia boesemani (Boeseman's rainbowfish), 1300 nucleotides. It is a transcript of the gene gsx1, whose product is annotated as GS homeobox 1. The record is from RefSeq and is a predicted model, not a curated record. Gene Ontology annotation, molecular function: sequence-specific double-stranded DNA binding; DNA-binding transcription factor activity, RNA polymerase II-specific. Gene Ontology annotation, biological process: regulation of DNA-templated transcription. NCBI's taxonomy places the organism in Eukaryota, Metazoa, Chordata, Actinopteri, Atheriniformes, Melanotaeniidae. Bases 99 to 830 code for a protein of 243 amino acids. The transcript is spliced from 2 exons. Gene Ontology annotation, cellular component: nucleus.